Messenger RNA from Anthostomella pinea, 672 nucleotides. The record is from the annotation of a GenBank genome assembly. NCBI's taxonomy places the organism in Eukaryota, Fungi, Ascomycota, Sordariomycetes, Xylariales, Xylariaceae.
AUGUACUACCAACUGGCCGCUAUAACGCUACUCGUAGGCGCCCUGGGCGUCGACGGUGCACCGCCGCGCCUUGUGCCGCGUCAAAACUCAAACGCGUCGGGCUGUCUGUAUGGCAGCGACUUCCCAGCCGAGUCGGAGUGGCUCCCAUUUGAGACGUUGUUCGACAACUGGACCCCGACCUUCACAGCACAGGGCGACACGGCAGGCGAGGUGGCCACGAUGAAGAAAGCGCUCCAAUUAUACGCCGGCGAGGGCAAUUUCAACCCGACCUUCGCGACGGCUAUCAUUAUACAGGAGACUUUCGGCAACACGGCGAGGGCGUGCGGCGAUGGAGGCGCCAGCUGCGGUGUCAUGCAGGUCAAGGGCGGGCCGAGCUCGUGUGUGGGCCAGGCGCACCCGUGUCCCGACGACACCAUCAGCAACAUGAUCCAAUGCGGCACCGUGGGAUGCGCCGGUGCCACGGGUACCAACAUCAAGGCCUGCCGCCAAAGUAGCUGGGGGGCUACGGCACGGUGUUAUAACACGGGCAGCGUGCCAGACCCAUCGAACCUCUGGUCCGCACCGUGGGGCACCCCGGCCUACGUCAACAUAAUCGGUAACAUCUUGACGGGGGGCGUCGCCAGCACGACCGCCCGCGACCAGCUCAUGGCUGACUGCACGCCUCGCUCCUAG